This is a messenger RNA of Danio aesculapii, 3240 nucleotides long. RefSeq names its product glucose-6-phosphate dehydrogenase (gene g6pd). Gene Ontology annotation, cellular component: cytosol. Gene Ontology annotation, molecular function: glucose-6-phosphate dehydrogenase activity; NADP binding. NCBI's taxonomy places the organism in Eukaryota, Metazoa, Chordata, Actinopteri, Cypriniformes, Danionidae. The coding region runs from base 7 to 1593 and encodes 528 amino acids. The record is from RefSeq and is a predicted model, not a curated record. Gene Ontology annotation, biological process: glucose metabolic process; pentose-phosphate shunt, oxidative branch. The transcript has 14 exons.
UCUGCAAUGAUGGGCAGUCGAGCGAGCGCUGUAAAGAACACGAUAUACAAGAUGAGCCUUCCGCUCUCACGUUCAGAAGUGUUUGGGCAGUUGAGGAAAGAACUGCAUGAUGACACCGCAUUUCACCAGUCAGAUGUGCAUAUCUUCAUCAUCAUGGGCGCUUCGGGAGAUCUGGCCAAAAAGAAAAUCUAUCCAACUUUGUGGUGGUUGUUCAGAGAUGGUCUUCUCCCUGAACAGACAUAUUUUGUGGGUUUUGCUCGUUCAGAUCUGACUGUGGAUGCCAUACGCUCAGCCUGCAUGCCCUACAUGAAGGUAGUAGACAAUGAGGCUGAGCGUCUCGCUGCUUUCUUCAGCCGAAACUCUUACAUCAGUGGGAAGUAUGUGGAUGAAUCCUCUUUCUCUGACCUGAACACACACCUACUGUCUCUGCCUGGAGGAGCUGAGGCCAACCGGCUCUUCUACCUUGCCUUGCCACCCAGCGUCUAUCAUGACGUCACCAAAAAUAUCAAACAUCAGUGCAUGAGCACCAAAGGCUGGAACAGGGUGAUUGUGGAGAAGCCGUUUGGCCGUGACCUGCAGAGCUCAGAGGAGUUAUCCAGUCAUCUCUCUUCUCUCUUCACCGAGGAGCAGAUCUACCGUAUAGACCAUUACCUGGGCAAAGAGAUGGUGCAGAACCUGAUGGUCCUCAGGUUUGGAAACCGGAUUUUUGGUCCCAUAUGGAACCGGGACAGUGUAGCGUGUGUGGUUCUGACCUUCAAAGAGCCAUUUGGUACCCAGGGCCGUGGAGGAUAUUUUGAUGAUUUUGGUAUCAUUCGUGAUGUGAUGCAGAACCACCUGCUUCAGAUGCUGAGUCUGGUGGCGAUGGAGAAACCUGCAUCCACCAGCUCUGAUGAUGUGCGGGAUGAGAAGGUGAAGGUGCUGAAGUGCAUUGAGCCGGUCACUCUCUCAGACGUGGUUCUGGGUCAGUAUGUUGGAGAUCCAGAGGGAGAAGGAGAGGCAAAACUGGGGUAUCUAGAUGAUAAAACAGUCCCGAAAGGCUCCACUCAGGCUACAUUUGCCACAGCAGUGCUUUAUGUAAAGAACGAACGCUGGGAUGGUGUCCCAUUUAUCCUCCGGUGUGGAAAGGCUCUGAAUGAGAGAAAAGCGGAGGUGCGUCUGCAGUUCACUGAUGUUCCUGGAGACAUCUUUAGCUCUCAGUGCCGGAGGAACGAGCUGGUGGUUCGCGUGCAGCCCAAUGAGGCCAUCUAUGCCAAGAUGAUGAGCAAGAAACCUGGAGUCUAUUUCAGCCCUGAGGAGACAGAGCUGGACCUGACCUACCACAGCAGAUACAGGGACGUGAAGCUGCCUGAUGCUUAUGAACGUCUGAUUUUGGAUGUCUUUUGUGGCAGUCAGAUGCAUUUUGUACGCAGUGAUGAGUUGAGGGAAGCCUGGAGAAUCUUCACUCCUCUCCUUCAUCAGAUAGAGUCAGAGAAAACACCACCCAUCAAAUACAAAUACGGGAGUCGUGGUCCCGCUGAGGCUGACGAGCUGGUGCAGAAAGUGGGCUUCCGCUACGAGGGAACAUACAAAUGGGUGAAUCCACACAAACUGUGAAAGCAGCAGAUGCGGAAACUGAAGCCUGCUUAUAAACGAAAAAUCAGCCGCAGUCGAGUGCCUGAAACAAGCACUUUAAACAAACUAAAUAUUAAAGAUUCAUUCUGUUUAAGCACUGCGUUUACAGAAGGACCAACACGAUUGGAAACCUUUUUCUUAGCAUGUUAUGAAUCAUAACCAGCUCCUUAUGGUAUAUGGUUUAGAAUAGUGUUUCUCAACCAUGUUUCUGGAGGACCACCAGCUCUGCGCGUUUUCCAUGUCUCCUUAACCAAACACACCUGAUUCAGAUCAUCAGCUCAUUAGCAGAGACUGAAAGAGCUGUAAUGGGUUUGACAGACAAAGAAGACAUCCAAAACAUGCAGUUCUGGUGGUCCUCCAGCAACGUGGUUGAGAAACACUGCUUUAGAAUAUCUCUAUUGUUUCAUUUUAUAUUUUAUUGUACAUUAUUGAUUAUUUUUGCUGAUGCAGUUAAAGGGGCUGUUCACCCGAAAAUAAAAAUUCUGUCAUCUUUUACUUGUUUCAAACCUUUAUAAGUAUGUGUUGAACACAAAAGAACAUAUUUUGAAGAAUGUUGGAAAGCUGUAACUAUUAACUUUGAUUGACUUCUAUGGAAGACUACAACUUUCUUUAAAAUAUAUUCUUUUGUGUUAAACACAAGAAAGAAUCUCCUAAAGGUUUGGAAGCACUUGAGGGUGCGCAAAUAGCAAGUAAAUUUUCACUUUUGGGUGAACUAUCCCUUUAAGAAUUAUUUUGAUAUCAAUGCACUGUCAUUCCCUGUUUUCACAUUCUCCAGUCUUUAAGAAACACAAAUCUGUUUGCAUUCCUUUUUUCUCAAGCAAAAGUCUUAACAUUAAAUGCUGCUUAUAUUUCAGAAGUGUUUUAUGGGCAGGUGGUGGUUUAAAGUACAGUCUGCUACUGUAGUGAUCCUUACGUUCAUGUAUUUUGUUGAAAUAUAUAGAUAAGCUGUGUAAUUGGACCACAAAAAAGGAGAAAUUCCAGAAACAAUUUGGGAUCAAUAGUGGAAGUUGUCUUAAGUGAGACACAGUUAUGUUUAGUCUUACAAAGCAGAUGCAUUACAAGCCACAUCCUUCUGUAAAUACUCCAGACGAGCUCUGAUGUACAUUGUUACACCACUAUCAAAAUGUGAGCCAAACUUUGGGAUGGUGUAUUUCUGCUUGCUAUCACCUUUGACAUUAGAUAAAGUGUCAUAAAAGAACUUAAAGGGUUAGUUCACCUAAAAAUUACGAUAUUCUCUAUAGUAAAGUGGCUCUAAACUUAUGAAUGUCUUUCCUCUGUUGAACACAAAAUAAGAUAUUCUGCAAAAUGUUGGGAAAAGCAGCCAUUGACAUCUAUAGCAAAAAAUGUCAGAGGUGAACGGCUGUUUUCUUUUGUGUUCAGUUGAAAAAAAAAACUCAAUCGAAGGAUGAGUAAAUGAGUGAUUUUUGGGUGAAGUAUCCCUUUAGUGUUUUAUGUAUUGAGUGACGGCGAUGUUGCUUUGACAGUUUUAACAGCUUUAUGUUCAUUUUUUUUAUGCUUGAACAUCUGUGCACUAUUUAACUUUUCUGUAAAAGUUAUGCCUAGCGUAUACUAGUGUUUUCUAUUGUAUUAUAAUAGACACUUUUACAAUAAAGCAUAGUUAAGAUGCCA